Molecule: messenger RNA, 808 nt
Organism: Cherax quadricarinatus
Lineage: Eukaryota; Metazoa; Arthropoda; Malacostraca; Decapoda; Parastacidae
Source: RefSeq, a predicted model, not a curated record
GUGUGUGAGGAUGAGAGAGUGUUGCCAGAGCUGCGUGGUCACCCUCCUGGCCUGCUUGGUUCUUCAAGCGGCAGUGGGUGUGGCAUACCAGGGUCCACCGUCCUACUAUUGGUCGAGAACGCGGACUGGUUCCUCCCACUUUUCGCAACGACCACACAUUGGACCGCUGCCACACGUCAACGAGGUCAUGACGGAGUGGUCGCGUUGGAGCUCCUGGGCCACGUGUUCCAGGUCGUGUGGAGGAGGAGUCAGGUCCAGGAGUCGAACCUGCGUCACCAGGUUUCCAAGGGUGAUGCCCGGAUCCGGGGUACGAACCAGCCAUGACCAGUGCAGUGGUCAGAGCGUGGAGUACGGUGUGUGUGGGAGGCCAGUGUGCCCACCUGGGCAGGUGUCAGCGGUGUCGUUCAGGGCGGCACAGUGCCGGCACUACAACAAUAGGCGAGUCUUCGGCAGACUGGUCAACAACUGGGUCCCCUACACUCAAGGGGGCAUCAACCCGUGUGCCUUGGUGUGCGAGGGCGAGGGCGAGGGCAUCGUCUACACCUUCGGCAAGGUCACGGACGGCACCCACUGCAAGACUGACCUUUCCCAGGAUGGUCUCUGCGUCAACGGACGAUGCCUGAGGUUGUCGUGUGAUGGUCGUCUUGGAGGCAGUGCGAGGGAGGACCAGUGUCGUGUGUGUGGUGGUCGUAACGACACAUGUACCCACCAUGUUGGUGUGUUCCAUACUGACCUGCCAGCCUCCGACCAGCCCAGCGGCCGUGCCCACUCCAGAACACGAACCAGUGAGUAACCCACUCCAGACCAC